CCAAUAGGGAGCGCCGUUGUUGGCACGCGCGGCAGCCUCAGCUGGCAGAGCGAGCGGGCGGGCGGGAGUCGUGUCUCCAGGGCCAGAAGUGCCUGCUCCACACCCUACGCAUAGUGGGCCCGAGAGGAAAGUCACAAGCAGCACCCGGACCUUUUCUGUAGAUGUGGCACUGCUAUGUUGAAAGACGUCAUUGGAAAAACUUUUCGACUUCUUGGGUACACCAUUCAGUAUGGGUGUAUAGCUCACUGUGCCUUUGAAUACCUUGGAGGAAUUGUUGUGUGUUCAGGACCCUCAAUGGAGCCUACAAUUCAAAAUUCUGAUAUUGUAUUUUCAGAGAAUCUUAGCUGCCAUUUUUAUAACAUUCAGAAAGGUGAUAUUGUCAUUGCAAAAAACCCAACUGACCCAAAAUCAAAUAUCUGUAAAAGAGUAAUGGGCCUGGAAGGAGAUAAAAUUUGUACAAGCAGUCCUUCAAAUGUUCUUAAGAUGCACAGUUAUGUACCUAAAGGACACGUUUGGUUAGAAGGUGACAAUCUCAGAAAUUCCACAGAUUCCAGGUGUUAUGGUCCUGUUCCAUAUGGAUUGAUAAGAGGACGCAUUUGCUUUAAGCUGUGGCCUCUGACUGAUUUUGGAUUCCUACGUGCAAGUCCCAACAGUCACAGGAUUUGUAAUGACUGACAUAUUCUCAACUAUAUAGUCUCAGUUUUUAUUAAUCUGUAAAAAAAUAGCAAUUUGUAUAUUUAUGUACAAUAAACAAUAAUUGUAAUAA
Molecule: messenger RNA, 766 nt
Organism: Anolis sagrei ordinatus
Lineage: Eukaryota; Metazoa; Chordata; Lepidosauria; Squamata; Anolidae
Source: RefSeq, a predicted model, not a curated record